AUGGUCAGCGUGGAGGGCCGAGCCAUGUCCUUCCAGAGUAUCGUCCGCCUGUCCCUGGACAGCCCUGCCCAUGCCGUUUGUGUGUUGGGCACAGAAAUCUGCUUGGAUCUCAGCGGAUGUGCCCCCCAGAAGUGCGAGUGCUUCACCAUCCAUGGCUCUGGGAGGGUCUUGAUUAACGUGGCCAACACAGUGAUUUCUGAGGAGGAGGACACCACCAUCUGGUGGCCCCUGUCUGAUCCCACGUACGCCACAGUGAAGAUGAUAUCACCCAGCCCUUCUGUGGAUGGGGAUAAGGUCUCGAUCGCGUACUAUGGGCCCAAUGAGGAUGCCCCCGUGGGCACAGCUGUGGUGUACCUCACUGGCAUUGAGGUCUCUCUAGAGGUAGACAUCUACCGCAGUGGGCAAGUUGAGAUGUCAAGUGACAAACAGGCUAAGAGUGCUGGCCUCCAGACGUUCCUUAACUUUUGCUUUGUCUUUUGCCCAGAAAUGAAGAAUCUGUCCCAGAUGACACUGAGUGUCCAAGGCCCCAGCUGUAUCUUAAAGAAAUAUCGGCUAGUCCUCCAUACCUCCAAGGAAGAGUCGAAGAAGGCGAGAGUCUACUGGCCCCAAAAAGACAACUCCAGUACCUUUGAGUUGGUGCUGGGGCCUGGCCAGCACGCCUAUACCUUGGCUCUCCUUGGGAACCACUUGAAAGAGACCUUCUACAUUGAAGCUAUAGCGUUCCCAUCCGCCGAAUUCUCGGGCCUCAUCUCCUACUCUGCGUCCCUGGUGGAGGAGUCUCAAGACCCGUCAAUUCCAGAGACUCUGCUGUACAAAGACACGGUGGUGUUCCGGGUGGCUCCCUGCGUCUUCAUUCCCUGCACUCAGGUGCCUCUGGAGGUUUACCUGUGCAGAGAGCUGCAGCUGCAGGGUUUUGUGGACACAGUGACGGAGCUGAGUGAGAAGAGCAACAGCCAGGUGGCAUCUGUCUAUGAGGACCCCAACCGCCUGGGCAGGUGGCUCCAGGAUGAGAUGGCCUUCUGCUACACCCAGGCUCCCCACAAGACAACAUCCUUGAUCCUCGACACGCCUCAGGCCACCGAUCUUGAUGAGUUCCCCAUGAAGUACUCAUUGAGCCCUGGUAUUGGCUACAUGAUCCAGGACACUGAGGACCAUAAAGUGGCCAGCAUGGAUUCCAUUGGGAACCUGAUGGUGUCCCCACCUGUCAAGGUCCAAGAGAAAGAGUACCCCCUGGGCAGAGUCCUCAUUGGCAGCAGCUUUUACCCCAGCGCAGAGGGCCGGGCCAUGAGUAAGACCCUCCGAGACUUCCUCUAUGCCCAGCAGGUCCAAGCGCCAGUGGAGCUCUACUCGGAUUGGCUAAUGUCGGGCCACGUGGAUGAGUUCAUGUGCUUCAUCCCCACAGAUGACAAGAAUGAGGGCAAAAAGGGCUUCCAGCUGCUCCUGGCCAGUCCCAGCGCCUGCUAUAAACUGUUCCGAGAGAAACAGAAGGAAGGCUAUGGCGAUGCUCUUCUGUUUGACGAGCUUAGAGCAGAUCAGCUCUUGUCUAAUGGAAGGGAAGCCAAAACCAUCGACCAACUUCUGGCUGAUGAAAGCCUGAAGAAGCAGAAUGAAUACGUGGAGAAGUGCAUUCACUUGAACCGUGACAUCCUGAAGACAGAGCUGGGCCUGGUGGAACAGGACAUCAUCGAGAUUCCUCAGCUGUUCUGCUUGGAGAAGCUGACUAACAUCCCCUCUGACCAGCAGCCCAAGAGGCCCUUCGCGAGGCCAUACUUCCCUGACCUGCUGCGGAUGAUUGUGAUGGGCAAGAACCUGGGGAUCCCCAAGCCUUUUGGGCCCCAAAUCAAGGGGGCCUGCUGCCUGGAGGAAAAGAUUUGCCGCUUGCUGGAGCCCCUGGGUUUCAAGUGCACCUUCAUCAAUGACUUUGACUGUUACCUGACAGAGGUCGGAGACAUCUGUGCCUGUGCCAACGUCCGCCGGGUGCCCUUUGCCUUCAAAUGGUGGAAGAUGGUACCUUAG
Molecule: messenger RNA, 2016 nt
Organism: Piliocolobus tephrosceles (Ugandan red Colobus)
Lineage: Eukaryota; Metazoa; Chordata; Mammalia; Primates; Cercopithecidae
Gene: PADI6
Product: peptidyl arginine deiminase 6
Exons: 15
Coding region: 1-2016 (671 amino acids)
Cellular component (GO): cytoplasm; nucleus
Molecular function (GO): calcium ion binding; protein-arginine deiminase activity
Source: RefSeq, a predicted model, not a curated record